CGACGACGACGAAGAAGAAGAAGAAGAAGAAGAAGAAGAAGAAGCCGAAGACGUCACUAGUGUGUGCUGCUGACCUCUACUUGUACAUCGAAUAUUGAAAUGGCGGGUAGCAGACUGGAGAAAUUUGGAACUGUGUUCAACCGGGUUCGAGAUCUGAUGCGCUCCGGAGUCAUACAGCCAACAGAGAAACCCCUCUGGUAUGAUGUAUACCAGGCUUUUCCACCAAAGAGGGACCCGCUGCAAGUGAAGCCACGCAACAGACCCAGUAGCCAGAAGCGGGAAACAGUGCAUGAUAUCUUCUAUCAGGAGGAUGAAGUCAGAGCGAAGUUCUAUGAGCAGUAUGGGGCGGGUCCUUGGCCUCUUGAUCUCACCAAAUCGUCUUAUGUGUCUAUGUGUCAGAGAUUUGUAAACAAGUACACAGAUUUGAAGAGACACAGCGAGCUGGACGAGUCUGCUCUUUUUGAGGAGACUGGGAAGGCUUUACUCUCCGAGGGCCUUGUGCUGAGAAGAAAAGGAGCUUCAUCUGUGUCAGCGGAGUCCAAGGAACCGAUGCUCAGGCUAAAGCUAACAGACAUGCUGGCAGAGAAGCAGUCAGUCGGUGUCGACAGCAAGGAGACCAUGGACCAGACUACGCAAAUGGAGACACCACCCAUAGACCACAGCAACUCAAAAACCACUGGAUGAUUUGCAAAUUCUCUCACUUAAAGAUAUGAUGUUUGGGUGACUGUGCUGAAGCUGUGGUUCUGUUUGUGCUUCUCUUAUGGUAGUGCUGGACAUCUUUAUUGUGACCAAGUCAGGACACACUCAUCAUGGAUAGCAACAAACAUCAGGAACUGCUCUCUGGACUGUUUGAAUGUCAUCUCCAUGUUUCUUAGACUGAUGCCACUUAGACCUAAAGUCUCACAGCAUUAGCACACCACCAACAGGCUGUUGUCAUUAAAGUGUUAAAAAAGCCCAAAACCCUAAGUCUACGUUGCAACAGAGAAUGGGCCCAGAAAACGAAA
Scophthalmus maximus (turbot) is the source of this 1004-nucleotide messenger RNA. RefSeq names its product mitochondrial ribosomal protein S23 (gene mrps23). The record is from RefSeq and is a predicted model, not a curated record. Lineage: Eukaryota; Metazoa; Chordata; Actinopteri; Pleuronectiformes; Scophthalmidae. The coding region runs from base 100 to 684 and encodes 194 amino acids. Gene Ontology annotation, cellular component: ribosome; mitochondrion. Gene Ontology annotation, molecular function: structural constituent of ribosome. Gene Ontology annotation, biological process: translation. The transcript is spliced from 5 exons.